Molecule: messenger RNA, 1785 nt
Organism: Penicillium brevicompactum
Lineage: Eukaryota; Fungi; Ascomycota; Eurotiomycetes; Eurotiales; Aspergillaceae
Gene: ptcF
Product: type 2C protein phosphatase ptcF
Exons: 3
Coding region: 1-1785 (594 amino acids)
Biological process (GO): protein dephosphorylation
Molecular function (GO): protein serine/threonine phosphatase activity
Source: RefSeq, a predicted model, not a curated record
AUGCGACAAGCGACAGUUCAAGCGGGCCGUACUGCUCGGCUUGCCAAUAUCGCCGCUAAGCGGCCGUGCCCGUUCUCCUUCAACCAGCUGCGCGGUCUUCGAUCAUACUCCAGUGGCAAGCGCUCAUAUAACGCUCCGGUAGCUGCCAAUACCUCCAUGCAUCGCCGAACCCUCUCACUCGCCGUGUUAUCCACCGUCGUUGCUUCCGGGGCCUGGUAUACUUAUCAGGGUGACACCGUGAGAUCAGCCGCCUCUCAAAUCCGGGGAUUCGCAUCUAGUGCCCUUAACUCCGCCUACGCCGAAGAUCCCACAGAGUCCACGCGCCGUGCAUUGCUAGUCAGCGGCGACCAAUUCUAUACUGCCACGCUCUCCGGGGACCAGCCCCUCGCCAAACAUACAGACGACUCAGAUCGCCAGGUCCUAGAGAUGUUGACACCAGAGCAAGCAACACAGAAGCUACGCAAGAAUGAGGAGUCAUACUUGGUGAACCGGGGCAAGGGUGUCGUCCGAUAUGACGUGGUUCAAGUUGCCAGCAAUUCCCCCAUCGAGGAUGACCAUGCGGAGAAGAUUGUCGAGAUCCCGGCAUCCGUGGCUGCUGUUAGCAACGGCGAACCAAGCAGUGAUUGGAUGUUCUGGGCAGUAUUUGAUGGCCACUCGGGCUGGACAACCUCUGCCAAACUGCGCAAUGUGUUGAUCUCAUAUGUCGCCCGUGAACUGAACACUACCUACAAGAGUGCUUCUGCCGACCCAUCACUUGUCGUGCCAACAUCCGAGGCCAUUGAUUCUGCCAUCAAGCAGGGCUUCGUUCGUCUCGACCAUGACAUUGUGCACGAAAGUGUGAAGGAGGUCCUGAAGUCUAAGGAACGCCGCGUUGCCGCCGAGCUUCUCGCCCCUGCUCUCUCCGGAUCGUGUGCUCUUCUCAGCUUCUACGAUUCCCAGUCCAAGGAUCUCAAGGUCGCAGUGACCGGAGACUCUCGUGCGGUUCUCGGUCGUCGUGGCCCUAGUGGAAAAUGGACCGCCAAGGCGCUUUCCGAGGACCAGACUGGUGGCACGCCAUCAGAGAUUCAACGUCUGCGUGAGGAGCACCCUGGCGAGCCCUACGUGACUAAGAACGGUCGAAUUCUGGGCCAGCUUGAGCCCAGUCGCGCGUUCGGUGAUGCUUUCUACAAGUGGAGCCGAGAUGUCCAGGAUGUUAUCAAAGCCAAGUUCUUUGGACGGACCCCUCACCCCAUGUUGAAGACACCGCCUUACGUUACUGCUGAGCCCGUCAUCACCACCACCAAGGUCGAUCCCUCAAAGGGUGACUUCAUUGUCAUGGCGACCGACGGUUUGUGGGAGAUGCUGAGCAACGAAGAGGUUGUCGGCCUCGUCGGCCAGUGGGUCGAGCAACAGCAGUCUGCGAUGGCAAGCGGCAGCACUAGCAAGGCUUGGUUGCAGAGUUGGUUUGGUAGCCAGAAGGAGCUGCCCGUCGAGACCGCGGCUGAUGGAUCGGCCGGAGGUCAACGGCGCCCUAUCCGCCAGCAGCAGUAUGAUAUUGCUGGUGCAGCUAGCCGGUUCGUCGUCGAGGACAAGAACGCGGCUACGCAUCUUGUGCGGAACGCUAUGGGCGGAAAGGACAAGGACAUGGUUUGUGCUCUACUGACAUUGCCAAGUCCCUACUCUCGUCGCUACCGUGACGACGUCACCGUUGAGGUUAUCUUCUUCGGCCAGGGUCCUGACUCACGCACUGUUGAGAUCAACAAGGAAGCAAGUGCCUCUGAGCAACCCGUCAAGUCUAAACUAUAG